GCCAUUACGUAACCGUAGAUAUCGUUCACAUUAAUGUGAACUUUACUGUAAAAAUAGUGGGUAGGAUACACAAUAUAUACGUGACCACAUAAAAAUGAGCAUCGUAUUUCUGUUCGUUGAGUCAGUGAAGGUUUUCAAUGUUUUAUCGUAUUAUGAAAUUCUGUUCGCCCUGAUUUGGGUAAUUUGGUUCAUCCACAAGAAAAGGAAGAAUGCUUAUGACUCGAUACCUUCGGAUGAGUUGGUAGAAAGUAAACUAGCGGAAUGGCAACCGGAGCCUCUCGUACCAGAACCACCGGCAAAACAUCCUUCGUUGACUCCCAGAUACAUCACUUCUAGAAUUGGAAAGCGAAUAUCGAUCAAUGGCAAGGAUUGCCUCAAUUUGGGUACUCACAAUUAUUUAAAUUUGAGUAACAAUCCCAAAGUAGAGGAGAAUGCAGUAGCUGCCGUAAAGAAAUAUGGUGUUGGAUCUUCUGGGCCACGUGGUUUCUAUGGAACUAUUGAUGUACAUCUUGAAUUAGAAGAACGCCUGGCUAAGUUUACGAAUACAGAAGAAGCUGUCGUAUAUUCGUAUGGAUUUAGCACCGUAGCUUCCGCAAUUGCAGCUUACUGCAAAUGCAACGCUUUAAUAUUUGUAGAUGAGCAAGUAAACUUUGCUAUACAAAAAGGAUUGGAUGCAUCUCGAGCAAAUAUCCAAUACUUUAAACACAAUGAUGUUCAAGAUUUACAUAAACUUUUAAUAAAACAAGCUGAAGUGGAUAAACGAGAUUUUAAGAAAGCUGCCAAAAUUAAGCGCUUCUUGAUAAUAGAGGGUAUUUAUAACAAAACGGGAAACAUUUGUCCUUUGCCUGAACUAUUAGAUCUUUGCAAGAAAUACAAAUUAAGAAUCUUCAUCGAUGAAUCUAUAUCACUCGGUACUAUUGGUCCACAUGGGAAAGGUGUUACAGAAUAUUUUAAUAUUCCAAUAACUGAAAUAGACAUGAUAAUGGGAUCUUUAGAAUUAGCUUUUGGAUCCAUUGGAGGCUUUUGUGUAGGGACGUCUUUUGUUAUUGAACAUCAACGUUUAUCUGGACUUGGUUACUGUUUUUCAGCUUCUUUACCACCUUAUCUCUCAUCUAUUGCCAUUGCUUGUCUAGACAUUGUGGAAAGUAACUUGCAAAUAUUUCAAUCUUUAAAAAAUAAUGCUUUAGCAAUAGAUAAUGGUCUUAAAAAUAUUUCAAUAUUUGAAUGUUCAAGUUUCGCAGAGUCACCUGUGAAGCAUCUAUAUUUAAAAGACAAAAAAGACUAUGCCACUGAAAAGAAAUUACUAUCUGUAAUUUCAAACAAGUGUAUAGAGAAUAACUUAGCAAUUAUACUUCCCGUCUAUCUGGAAAGAGAAAGAGUUAAACCAAGGCCUAGUCUUAAACUGUGUAUAUCUACUGAGUUGUCCAAGAGUGAUAUCAAUUUUACACUAAAUACCUUGGAAAAAUGUGCGCAACAAGUUUUAUCGUGUCAUUUUACACACGAAACAAACGAAUCUUUAGAAUAAUGUAUUUAAAUAAGUAUAAAUAUAUCUUAUAUAAACAAU
Messenger RNA from Dinoponera quadriceps, 1564 nucleotides. RefSeq names its product serine palmitoyltransferase 1 (gene Spt-I). NCBI's taxonomy places the organism in Eukaryota, Metazoa, Arthropoda, Insecta, Hymenoptera, Formicidae. The transcript has 2 exons. Gene Ontology annotation, cellular component: endoplasmic reticulum. The coding region runs from base 95 to 1525 and encodes 476 amino acids. Gene Ontology annotation, molecular function: pyridoxal phosphate binding; serine C-palmitoyltransferase activity. The record is from RefSeq and is a predicted model, not a curated record. Gene Ontology annotation, biological process: ceramide biosynthetic process; sphingosine biosynthetic process.